Messenger RNA from Ectocarpus sp. CCAP 1310/34, 3153 nucleotides. The record is from the annotation of a GenBank genome assembly. Lineage: Eukaryota; Phaeophyceae; Ectocarpales; Ectocarpaceae.
AUGCCCCGCCUCUCCUCCGUUCCCAAAACGUGCCCUGUUGGGGGGGACCCCGUGGGGGAUUUCUGUUUGUGCUGCGAACAGGCCUUGUCGCUGCUAGUGUCUGAGAACGGCGGCGGCGGCGGCGGCGGUGGUCCGGAGGAGAAAGCCGACGGCCCUUCGGGAGCAAGCCUCAACGACAACGACAACGACAACGACGACGGUGCGGAAGACGGCGGCGCCGGCGAUGGCGUCACCCUCCCACGGUCUGGCCUACGGCUUGCGGUCGUCUUCGACGCCUCUUCUUCUCCUCCGGAGCGGAGCGGAGGAGGAGGAGGAGGAGGAGGAGGAGGAGGAGGAGGAGGCGUGCCGGCGGCGGGAGGCGGCCGGUGGUGGCUCCCGGCCGUGUUUGAGGCGGUAGGCAGCAGGUCUCCUGACAAGUCUCCGAGAUUCCUGCUCUCGGUGACCAGGGCCGCAACGUCGUCCCCCGGCCCCGACGGCAAAGGAAACAGCGCCGCAAACAUGGUGGAAACCCUGGCGAGGGAGGCCGGCCUCUCCCCUUCCCUUCGAGCGGCCGUCACGAAAGCUGCCGCCGGGGGCGAGGCAUCAUCGUCUGCGAGGAGAAGAAGAAUGGCGAGGCUCGCGAGGAGAGUAGCCGGCACUGCGAAGGGGGAGUCCUGCGCGCUGGUGAACGGAAGAAGAGUGACACCGGCGAGAGAGGGCCGAUCUCUGACGUCAGAAGACCUCUCCAUCGCCAUCGAAGCCGCAGACGAUCUAGCGGAGUUUUUGAAGGAUUUGGCGUUGUCGUGGGACUGGGGGUCUUGGCCGGAGGGGUCCCCGCAGGAUAAGGACCCCGACAUGGUUGGGGCCGAGCUUCAGUCGACCGUGAUCUCGCAGCUCGCUUCUUUCCUGUUGCGGUUCCACCAGGCGAGUGAAAACGACGAGCGUCGCCAGAUGAUCCCAGACGCCGUCGCUCUGGCGGAAAUUCUUGUCGAGACCGUCGCCGAAGUCGCCGCAGCGCGCGGCGGCGGUAGGGGCGACACCAACAAGAAGAAGAGGAAAAAGAAGAAAAAGAACGCCGCGGCCGGAGGUGGUGGUGUCAGCGGUGAUGGCGUAGUUUCUGUCCUUCGCCUCGGGCCCGACGGCCACCUCCACCGGGGUAGCGUUGGCGGGGCUGCUGCUGCUGCCGUGGAGCAAGACGGGGACGCGGACGGCGCAGGUGAUGCUGCUGCCGGCGAUACAGCUACCGGCGAUGCUGUAGGCGAUGCCGCUCCAAGCUAUGCUGUAGGCGAUGCUGCCGGCGAUGCUGCGGGCGAUGCUGCGGGCGAUGCUGCAGGCGAUGCUGCAGGCGGUGAUGCUGCAGGUGGCGAUGUUGCAGGAGAUGUUGCAGGAGGUGGUGCAAACGGCGCAGGAGACGGCCAGGCGGCAGCGGAGGCGGAGGGGGCCGAAGGGGAGGGUGUUGUCGAGGAGGACGAAGGAGAGGAGGAGUUGGGGAUGGGGCAGGUUGCUGUGGAGCUCGUGGCCGUGCUUGACCCUCUGUCCUUGGCGGCGCAGAGGGCCUCCACGCUGCUAUCACUGGCUCAAGAGGUUUUGGGGCUGCCGGUGACGUUGCUGCUGUUGCCCUCCCUGGAUGUGUCGGAGCUUCCCCUCAAGAACUUCUACCGUCUGGUUCUGGGACCGGCGUCCGGUUCCGUGGCGGCCUUUGACCGACUCCCCACGAGGGACAUCCUGACCCAGAGGCUCGACACGCCCGAGCCGUGGAACGUGCAGGCCUUCGCUGCACUACAGGACCUGGACAACCUACGGUGUGAUGAUUCUGCGGGGUGCGGGGACAACGGGACGUUCACCACCUCCGCGGAGUACACGGUCAAGGGCUUGCUCGUCACUGGAAGGUGCUACGACGUCACCUCCAGCCCGCCGUCCCCGCCUCAAGGCCUGCAGCUCGUGCUCCGGCCUUCUCCGUCGACGCCAUCCUCCCAAACCAACGGCGGCGGCGGCGGCGGCGGCGGCGGGGUCACAGCGGACACUGUCGUCAUGGAGAACCUGGGGUACUUUCAGCUCCAGGCGUCCCCCGGGGUGUGGGACCUCGAGCUCGCGGACGGCAGGGCCUCCGAAGUUUACGAGAUCAUCGACGGCGGCGGACGAGGCGGCAGCGGAAGCGGCGGGGUGGUUAAUUCCGCCGCCCACGCCGCGGCGUUGGAGGUGCAGCGGCGGCUGGAGAGGGAGCGGGCGGCGGAGGGGGCAUCGCCGGCGACCGACAGCCAGGCCAUCGUCGUGCGGACACCUUUUUCUGUCCCGCCGGGCUUGUUUCCCUGGUCUUGGAACAUGGUACAGGGGUACGAGCCCGUCCUGGUGCGCAAGCGGCCUGGGAUGGAAGACGUGGGCCUCCUAGAUGCCGACGACGGUUUCGCCGCCUCCGCCAGCGGAGACAACGCCGCCGGCGGCAGCCCCGCCACCGCCGGCAUCUGGUCUCGAGUGUCCGCGGCGACGGAAAACGUUCGGGGACUCGUGGGUCUGGCCGGGGCCGGGGAGGGGGAGGAGGAGGAGGGGGAAGCGGAGCGGCUGCACGUAUUUUCCUUGGCGACGGGCCACCUGUACGAGCGGUUCCUGAAGGUGAUGAUGAUGAGCGUGGUGAAGCGGGCCAGCAUGCCCGUGACCUUCUGGUUGCUGGAGAACUUCCUGUCGUCGUCUUUCAAGGAGAGCGCCCAGGCUUUGGCGGAGGAGUUCGGGCGUGACGAGGAGGAGGAGGGGGAGGAGGCCACGGAGAAUGCGCGCGAGUGGAAGGAGAGGGUAACGGGGAUGAUUGAGGGUCAGGCGGCAAGCACAAGGGGGGGCGCCGGGCGGGGAGGAGGAAAAAGGGGAAGCAGGGGGCAACGUGACGAAGUCCUCUUGACAGACAACCAGAACCAGAGACACAAGUUCAGAUGUUCGUGGGUGGCGAGUGUGAUUGCUCGUGAAUUUUUCAGGUUCCGGGUGGAGUUUGUGACGUACAAGUGGCCGGAGUGGCUGCGGCGGCAGAGCGAGAAGCAGCGCAUUAUCUGGGGAUACAAGAUUCUCUUCCUCGACGUUCUCUUCCCGCUGAGCGUCGACAAGGUCAUCUACGUCGACGCUGAUCAGGCUGCGUAUCAAUCUUGGUCGCGGGGGGAGGGGGUCGGGGUGUUCCGGUAUUCCACGUAG